AAUGUAACGUGUCUAUUUUUACACAGUGCCAUGUUGAUGGUUUUGGAAGAAGAAGAAAACAAUAUGAAUUUCAUCAAAUUCUACUUUGUUGAAUCCAGAGCAUUUUCCGGUUAUUUAAUACAAAUAUAAAUUCCUCCAAGAAGAAGCCCAACUUCAAAUCCGGCUCGGUGAAACACCAUUUUACCAACACUUUUAAAUCCUUUAUCUACUUCCGGCAAGAUCAUAUGUUGAUGACGUGAAACGGGACUGGACCAUAAAAUUAAGAGUUAACUUAUCAUGUCGAAAUCAGGAUUCUUCGGACUUGAGUCAAGAGAGGUUGUGAGAGUUAAAGUAAAGAAAUAUGAGGGCUUUAUGCAGCCAGAGUCAAAAAAAUUUUCUCUGGACCCGCAGAUUACGUCAUUCGAAAUGCUUCAACAUAUCAUUGCAAGUGCUUUUAACAUCAAAGGAGAUUUUACCAUGAGUUACCUUGUGAGAGAUGACUAUGGACAAGAAAUCUACCUUAGCAUGUUGUCAGACUGGGAUAUGGAUGCAGCUGUUCAAAGCGCCUCAAAUCCAUGUCUCCAGCUUAAAGUAGAUGCCAAACCUUUUGAAGACGGACUAGAAGACUGGGACAUCAUUGCUCCAGUAGAUGUGCCACGCAAAAUGACCAGUUUGUUGGAGCGUAAUAUUUUUGGUGCACUGAGUGGAACACUCUCUAGUGGUGUGGGGAGAACCUUGACACAUAUGCAAAGAGCUAUGGGAAUCAAAGUUCAGGAUGAAAUUAAGUACAAAGCAGUAAAAUCUGCGAUGUCUGAUCAGGAAUUCAGAAACUUUCUAGACUCAGCAGGGCAUAUGGUGAAACCAGAAGAAUUUCGAAUAAGUAUUUAUCAAGGAGGAUGUGAACCAUCGUUACGGCGAGUGGCUUGGAGGCACCUGCUUAAUGUAUUUCCACAUGGUCUUUCGGGGAAAGAAAGAUUUGAGUAUUUGAAGAAGAAGGAAAAAGAAUAUUUUGACUUGCGAGAGCAUUGGAAAAAAGAAAUACAAGAGGACUUGAUGUCAGAGGAAAUGAAAUUUGUGACAUCUAUGGUUAAAAAAGAUGUUUUGAGAACUGAUCGUGGACACAAAUUUUACUCGGGCUCAGAUGAUAACAAAAAUCUGAUUUCAUUGUUUAAUGUCUUGGUGACAUUUGCACUGUCACACCCAGAAACCUCGUAUUGCCAAGGCAUGAGUGAUAUUGCUUCCAUAUUGCUAGUUACACAGAAGGAUGAGGCUCAAGCAUAUCUGUGCUUUUGUGCACUUAUGAAAAGAUUGAAAGAUAAUUUUAACAUUAAUGGGCAUGCAAUAACAAUGAAAUUUAAACACCUUUCUGAUUUACUCCAUCUGCAUGACCCAGAGUUGCAUUCUUAUUUCCAGGAAAUCAAUGCAAGUGACUUGUUUUUCUGCUAUAGAUGGAUAUUAUUGGAACUUAAGAGAGAGUUUCCAUUUGAGGAGGCUUUGUAUAUGUUGGAGGUCAUGUGGAGUACACUGCCCCCUGACCCACCCAUCACAGGAGUACCACUCACCUCGGAAACCCUCUCUACACAAAACUUGUCUCGUUCACCAAACUCCUCUUCUUUUGGCAUGAAACAAACUGUCUAUGCAAAGUUAUUUGCAAUGAGAAGACAAAAGUCGGUGUUAAAAAGUAAAGCAUCAUAUGAAGGGGACAAUGUUUCAGAGCUGGAGCUAGCUCAGAACAGUGUGAACAAUAACUCCAGAACAAUCUCCAUUGUGCAGGAUGAAUCUAAUUCGGUGAUGGUUUCCCAAGAAUACCCAGCCAUGAUUGAUACUGAAUCAGAAAUCAUGGCAGAAAGGAGCUCAUCCAUUGAUGGAUACCUGAAAAGUCCAGUUGAAGGGAAUCAUCAUUUUAAAAGUGAUUUGCAGAAUAGUCUACAUGAAAAAGAAUCCUCAGAGGAUAGUGAUAAAAGCAUCCCAGAACACAGCGACAUCAAUCUGUGUCAGACUCCAGGAUUUGAUAAACAAAAUGAUAUUAAAUCAAAUGUGGAAGGAGAAUUGCACUUGGAAAGGUCUAUUGAUACAUAUGUCGAGAGAAAUGAAGAUCCAGUAGAUCGUGAUUGUGAACAGUCUCAGUUCCACAUGUCUCUGGACGAAAGUCUUGAAAAUGAACCCAGAGCAUCUGCUGGUGUUAAUUGUCAUAUGAAUGCUGAAGCUGUAGGUAAGCAUAGUUCUGUUUCUGCUGACCCCUUCAAAAAUAUAUCGGAGAGCAGCUGUAAUGAACAUUCCUCUACUAUAAGUGAGUCUUUGGCCUACUCUGAUACAGAAGAUUUUAGGAAAAGAAGUCUCGAGGCAAAGUCUUUCAGUUCUAGUUCAAUGUCCAAAAGUGACUUGCAUUUAGAGGAACGGGCAGACAUAUCCAAUUCGAUGGAGAUAGUUAAACAUGAUGAUAAAAAUGCAUGUCUCCCGGCUCCACAAGACUUUGGUUGUGGAAACCCCUUUUUGAUGUUUUUGUGUUUAUCACUUCUACAACAGCAUAGGGAUCACAUUCUGCAGAAGAGACUAGAGUAUGAUGAAAUUGCCAUUAUGUUUGACAAACUUGUACGGAAACAUGAUGUGCAUAAAGUGUUACAUUAUGGCAGAAAUCUUUACUCUGAAUACCUUAGGACACAACAGAAAAUAAAUGACUCUAGUGAAGGAGACCCAAGUGUAUAAAGUUUUCAAUAAAUUCAUCGCUGGCUUA
Molecule: messenger RNA, 2713 nt
Organism: Ostrea edulis (European flat oyster)
Lineage: Eukaryota; Metazoa; Mollusca; Bivalvia; Ostreida; Ostreidae
Product: TBC1 domain family member 25-like
Exons: 5
Coding region: 277-2685 (802 amino acids)
Biological process (GO): regulation of autophagosome maturation; activation of GTPase activity
Cellular component (GO): autophagosome
Molecular function (GO): GTPase activator activity
Source: RefSeq, a predicted model, not a curated record